GCAGCAGAGCUCCUACUACAGCGUGUGGGGCUGGAGAGGCUGUCAGUGAGGAGGAGAGCGGGGGAGACGAUGCUGCUGGACGGAUGCUGAGAGCUGAAGCCGUUCACAUCCGGACCAGAACCAGAGAACAGCGCCGCGUCUGUCCCACAGCCUCAGCAGGACCGGGUGGAUGAUGAACGUGUCUGGGGGCGCCCUGGGAGGCGACCUUACAGAUGAGGAGAAGGAGAUCAUCAACGGCGUUCUGGCCCGCGCCGCCAUGAUGGAGGCCAUGGAGCAGCAGCGCAUCGAGCGUCUGUCCAGUCGGCUGGACAGCAUCAAGAAGACGGCGUGUGGCGAUGGACAGUCUCGCUGCCUGCUGUGUGGGACGUCCUUCGGAGCGCAGGGGGUCACAGCUGUACUCUGUUCGCAGUGCAAAAAGCACAUGUGCAGCAAAUGCGGGAUUUGGAUUAACAGCAGGACUUGUCCGCUGUGGCUCUGCCGGAUCUGCAACGAGCAGCAAGAGGUACAGAAACGUUCAGGGGCCUGGUUUUAUAAAGGAAGGGAUCAGCAGGGCCUGCCCUCCCCCCUGCCUCUCUCCAGACCUCAGUCCAACACCGGUCAAGGCCAGUCACAGGGUCACAGACCAAGUCAUCAGACUGAUGAGCCUCGGCAGAAGCAGUUCAGUGCGUCAGAACAAUGGGAGCAGACAGCAAGAACAACAACUGACAGCUGUGAUGAGACUCAUUCUACUCAGGCAGCUGGAACCAAGAUGGAGAGACAUGUGUUGGAGUCCAAAGCACCUCAGGCAAACACGCAGCAGACGGCACCCACCCCGGUUCCAGCAGCGGAUCUGGAGAGCAAGCAGCAACCGGUCGUCUCCUCAGGUCCCACUUACAUACCUGCAACCAGGAUCACUCCACCUGCGAAUCCACCUUCCAACAACAUGACGACCCAGAAACCCGCUCCAGAUCACGCAGAGAACGACGACAAUGACUAUGACUCGGACGAUGCCACCACACUGGGAUCUCUAGAGUUCAGCCUUCUUUAUGAACAGGAGAAUCAUGCUCUACACUGCUGCAUCAUUAAAGCUAAGGGUUUGAAACCAAUGGAUUCUAAUGGACUGGCAGAUCCGUAUGUAAAGUUACAUCUGCUACCUGGAGCCAGUAAGUCCAACAAGCUUCGCACCAAGACGCUUAAAAACACCCUGAACCCCGUGUGGAACGAGACGCUGAUCUACCACGGCAUCACCGACGCUGAGAUGCAACGCAAAACACUCAGGCUGUCGGUGAGCGACGAGGACAAGUUUGGACAUAAUGAAUUCAUUGGAGAGACACGGGUGGCACUCAAGAAACUGAAGUUUGACCAGAAGAAGAAUUUCAAUGUUUGCUUGGAGAGAGUGAUCCCGGUGAAGAAGGCUGUAGGAGGGUCAAUUCGUGGCAUGGCACUUUAUGAGGACGAUCUGAAGGAAGGCGAGGACUCGGAGGAGAGGGGCCGCAUCCUGAUCUCGCUGACGUACAACAGUCAGCAGAGCCGUCUGGUAGUGGGCGUGGUCCGCUGCGCUCACCUGGCCGCCAUGGAUUCCAACGGCUACUCGGACCCUUUCGUCAAAAUAUGUCUGAAGCCAGACAUGGGAAAGAAAGCCAAGAACAAGACGCAGAUCAAAAAGAAGACCCUCAACCCGGAGUUCAACGAGGAGUUCAGUUACGAAAUUAAACACGCCGAGCUCGCCAAGAAAACUCUGGACGUAUCGGUCUGGGACUACGACAUGGGGAAAUCCAACGAUUUCAUCGGGGGAUGUCAGCUAGGCAUCCAGGCUAAAGGAGAGAGUUUGAAACACUGGUACGAAUGCCUCAAGAACAAAGACAAGAAGAUCGAGCGCUGGCAUGUCCUGCUUAAUGACAACACCGUCCAGUUUGAGGAUUAAUUCACGCUGUAAUAAUUCGGUUGUUUGCAUCUUUAUUUGAUCACCUCUCUGCUAAAUGUUGUUUUGCAGUUUCUAAAGUUGGACCGAUUCCUCCGUGCGUUCGUAUGGAGUCUUCCCCAGACGUCCAAUGUGAAUUUUAAAUUUCUCGUGACAAACAUGGAUGUUGAGCUAAAGUAACCCCCGCCCUCUCCCGACCCUGUUACCUAAACUAAUCCAGGAUCAUCGUAUCACACCUUGUAAAACUUGAUAAAGGAGCCUCUAAUCUGAGCCUUUAUCAUAAUUCCCGGGGAAGAUAAAGUCUUUGUUAUCGCUGCUAUCAGGUGAGAAUGUUGUAUUGAAGUGUGCACAGAUGCUCAGACUCAACAGAGGGAAUUCCCGGUCGUCUGUCUGACCUUGUCCCACCCCAUCAUGUCAUUCCGGCGACCACGUCAUUGCUGGGUGAAGAGGUCGGCUUUCCUGAUGUGUCUAAUCACAUUUUAUUAGUUGAUGUGUAAUGUUAUUCUGGUGUGUGCGUCGUCCAAAACAAAGCAAGCAAAAUAUAUAUGUCUCUCUAUAUAUUUUGCUUGUGUUAUUGUGCCAACCGACCAUGCGUUUUGCAUAUGUUAAAUUAUGAAUUUGAGGCUGAACCAACAAAGUUGUGGAAAAGAGCCCAGUUAUGAACUUUCUUAGGUGUAUGCAGACACUUUGUAGCACCUUUAACUGCAGCACACAGUGGCAAGCUAACAGUGACCUGUCAUUUUGCUAGUAAUGUAAGCUAACCUGAAUAUUUACAAACCUUUUCCUGAUAGACUGAAAUAACUUACCUACUGUCUGUCAACCACUUUGAAAAGCUUUUUUCAUCCCUACGACAUCUUUGUUCUUCUCCCUCUUCCGUUUUUCUUUCUUUUCUUUUUUUGGUUUCCUGCCUUGGAGAGAUUUCCUCUAUGCCUCUUCAUCUUUAGCUAGCUGCCUUCUUCUUGAUUUUUAUUGGCGGUCACACAACGUAGCUAGCUAUCACCAGGCAAAAACACAAUUCAAAUGAAAAAAUAAAAAACAAAUUUCGUGGCCCAGAACGUUCUCGACGUGGAAUAAUGUUCCGCCAUCGUUUUGGCGCCCACUGUGCGUCUCAUAUAGUGCAUAAUCAAUUUUUGGUUGUGGACGUGAAAUGUAUGACGGCGUAUUAGGGCCAUUGUAGACAGAGAAAAAGGGAAGAAUACAAUCCCGUCCAAAAAAAGAGAGAAAUUAUCGAAUUAAUCUCAGAAAUUUGAUAUGAAAUUUCUGAGUUUGAAAAGUUGAAAAUUGAACUGAAAUUUUUUUUAGUUUAAUCGCAGAAAUUUGCUUGACUAAAACAAGAUCAUUUCUGAUUUUGACAAGUCAAAAGGUUGCCAGAAAUUUUGAAAUUAAUCUCAGAAACGUCCUAGAAAAAACACGCACAUUUCUGAGUUGCAAUUGCAAACAUGAAUUUUUCUGAGUUUUUUGGUGGAAAUUGACUUUUUUUUUCUAUCUACAACGGCUUUAAUAUACCGUUGUAGAAAUGCUUUCGGCUCCACGCAGCUAAGACCUGCGCAUGUGCUAGCAGUCUGCCUUGCUGGAGAAAUUCAAAGGGCAAAAUUAACGCUUCUGCAUUCUCUAUGAAAUGAUCAUAAAACUAAAUUAGACCAAGCAGUGGUUCAAUAAAACACAAUGAAAGAUUCCUGUUCUGAUCUAACUCUGUAUUUUAGAGUCAGGUGAAAUGUUUCCAGCUGCUUAUUCUCCCUGUAUUGCUGCAGAUGCAUGUAUGAACCCAUGUUGUUGAAUACAUGUGGCUAAUUAAUAAAGACAUGAUGGCACUUGA
Messenger RNA from Xiphophorus maculatus (southern platyfish), 3716 nucleotides. It is a transcript of the gene rph3aa, whose product is annotated as rabphilin-3A-like. Gene Ontology annotation, molecular function: small GTPase binding. Bases 170 to 1903 code for a protein of 577 amino acids. The transcript has 16 exons. Gene Ontology annotation, cellular component: membrane. The record is from RefSeq and is a predicted model, not a curated record. Gene Ontology annotation, biological process: intracellular protein transport. NCBI's taxonomy places the organism in Eukaryota, Metazoa, Chordata, Actinopteri, Cyprinodontiformes, Poeciliidae.